GACCUCAGCCAACGCUCACUGUCACUCCUCACACACGUGUCAGCGCUACAGGACUUACUUCCGGUUCAACAUGGCGGCAUCCAUGGCAUGUCAGGCGGCUGUGAUAGGACUCCGAGCAGCGAGCACUAAACAACUGCUUGUGAGCCGAAACCAGUUAGCGAGGGUAAGUCCCAGAAGAUGGCUGAACCUGCAGGAGUACCAGAGCAAGAAGCUGAUGCAGGACAACGGCGUGACAGUCCAGCGCUUCUUUGUGGCUGACUCUGCCUCUGAAGCCCUGGAGGCUGCCAAGAGACUCAAAGCGAAGGAGAUUGUCCUGAAAGCUCAGAUUUUAGCGGGAGGAAGAGGCAAAGGAGUGUUCGACAGCGGCCUGAAAGGAGGGGUGCAUUUAACAAAAGAUUUUGAUGUACAGGUGCAUCUCAAUAAAUUAGAAUGUCGUGGAAAAGUUAGUCUGACCACCAAACAGACCCCUAAGGAAGGAGUGAAAGUGAAAAUGGUGAUGGUUGCUGAAGCUCUGGAUAUCUCCAGGGAAACAUAUUUCGCCAUCCUGAUGGACCGUUCCUGUAAUGGACCCGUGAUGGUGGGCAGUCCUCAGGGGGGUGUGGACAUAGAGGAAGUGGCUUCCACCACGCCAGAGCUCAUCUUCAAGGAAGUCAUAGAUAUUUUCGAGGGGGUCCGAGACGACCAGGCACUACGUAUGGCAGCUAAUUUGGGAUUCAAAGGGCCGUUGGAGAGACAGGCUGCAGAUCAGAUUAAGCGACUCUAUGAUCUGUUCCUCAAAGUCGACGCCACUCAAGUCGAAGUCAAUCCGCUCGGAGAAACACCUGAGGGACAAGUGGUUUGCUUUGAUGCUAAAAUCAACUUCGACGACAAUGCAGAGUUUAGACAGAAAGCUGUGUUCGCCAUGGACGAUACUGCGGAGAGUGACCCCUUGGAGACUGAAGCAGCCAAAUAUGAUCUCAAGUACAUCGGACUGGAUGGAAACAUAGCCUGUUUUGUUAAUGGUGCAGGCCUUGCUAUGGCAACAUGUGAUAUUAUCGACUUGCAUGGUGGAAAGCCUGCUAACUUCUUGGACCUGGGUGGAGGUGUAAAGGAGAACCAGGUGUAUGCAGCCUUCAAGCUUCUCACUGCUGAUCCCAAGGUUGAGGCCAUCUUGGUAAACAUCUUUGGGGGGAUUGUUAACUGUGCCAUCAUUGCUAACGGCAUCACCAAGGCCUGCAGAGAACUGGAGCUCAAGGUUCCCCUGGUGGUUAGGCUCGAGGGAACUAAUGUUCAGGAGGCAAAGCGUAUCCUGUCUGAGAGCGGGCUGCCCAUCACCUCUGCCACCGACCUCGAUGAUGCCGCCAAGAAAGCUGUUGCCGCCAUUCCCAAGAAAUAAAUGCAUAUAUGCAUACACACCAUUAUUACAGUAUACACAAACCAUUAGGGCUGUGGCCAGAAUCACAGUGACA
This is a messenger RNA of Sinocyclocheilus anshuiensis, 1448 nucleotides long. Its product is annotated as succinyl-CoA ligase [GDP-forming] subunit beta, mitochondrial-like. Lineage: Eukaryota; Metazoa; Chordata; Actinopteri; Cypriniformes; Cyprinidae. Bases 71 to 1375 code for a protein of 434 amino acids. Gene Ontology annotation, molecular function: succinate-CoA ligase (GDP-forming) activity; ATP binding. Gene Ontology annotation, biological process: succinyl-CoA metabolic process; tricarboxylic acid cycle. The record is from RefSeq and is a predicted model, not a curated record. The transcript has 11 exons. Gene Ontology annotation, cellular component: mitochondrion; succinate-CoA ligase complex.